AGCUGGGUUGUGAUCAUUUUUGCAAUCAGCUGAUUUCCUUUCUGAAACCUAACCUAAAAUAUAUUUCAAAUAUUAUCUUUCUUCCCUUUUUGUAACGAAACGAUUAACCACUUUAUUGGAGAUGGUUGAGUUUGAGAUUACUUUUUAGCUAUUCAAGUGUUGAGUUUUGGAAGCAGAAAUGACAUGAGUACACUAUAUUAUUAGUUUUCAUUUUGAAUUUUUCAAGUGAAAUAAAAUGUUUCCAACCAGUACACAGAAGAAACAUUGGAUGUUCACUGAUGAAUCAGAACUACAACGUUUGCGAGAUGAAGCCAACCGAAAAUUUAUUUCUAAACAUAGAAAUGGAAUUGAGGAUGUUGAAGGAUAUUUUCUUACUAGUGCUGAAGAACGAAUCUUGUUAAAGAAUUAUGAAUUGCAAAUGAGAGAGUUAUGUAAUAAAUUCAAUCCGGCCAUGCCUAAGGCAGUGAUUGGGACAUCAUUUCAUUACUUCAAACGAUUCUAUUUGCACAAUUCAGUGAUGGAUUAUCAUCCAAAAGAAAUUCUUGUUACCUGCGUGUAUCUGGCUUGUAAAACAGAAGAAUUUAAUGUGUCAAUAUCGCAGUUUGUGGCUAAUAUAAGAGGUGACAGAGAUAAGGCGUCGGACAUCAUACUGAACAACGAGCUUCUGCUCAUGCAGCUACUCAACUUCCAUCUCACAAUUCACAAUCCGUACAGGCCUGUUGAAGGUCUGCUCAUCGAUAUUAAGACAAGAAGUCAGCUAGCGUAUCCAGAGCGACUACGCCCGGGCAUAGACGAGCUACUAGAGAAGGUGUUUCUGACGGACGCAUGCCUGCUGUACGCGCCGUCGCAACUGGCGCUGGCUGCAGUGCUGCAUGCGGCCAGCAAGAUCCACGAGAACCUCGACGCAUACGUCACCGACACUCUCCUGGGGCCCAACACGCACCAGCGCCUCGUCGAUCUCAUCGAAGCUGUUCGAAAAAUUCGUUCGAUGGUGAAAAGUGUGGAGGCCCCAGCCAGAGAGACAGUCAAGAUUAUUGAGAAGAAAUUGGAGAAGUGUAGAAAUCAAGAAAACAAUCCAAACAGUCAGAUAUACAAGCAGAGAAUGCAAGAAAUACUUGAUGAAGACGAUGAAAAAGAAAUUGAUAAAUACAAGAAACUAAUACAAAAGCACGCUCAAGCUGAUGCUCAGACUCUUGGAUUGGAAAGGAUAUCAUCACCUGGAAAUUGAAUUGGUCUUUGCACCUAUUGCUGUCCUGCAGAUGAAUGCAAUGUCCUCGAGUGUUUACUCGAGUUUGUAUCCUAACAAAAAUAUGUCCGGUAAUCAUCGAUGAAUUAGAAAUAUGAUAAAAUGUUUCUAUAGCCUAAUGUUUUUUACCUGUGAAUCGUAUAAGUAUUUUUAUAGCCUAUUUGUGUAAUAAUUUCUGUAUUUUUGUGUAAAUGAAUAUAAAUAAAAUUAAUUUUCCUACUAA
Nilaparvata lugens (brown planthopper) is the source of this 1469-nucleotide messenger RNA. It is a transcript of the gene CycH, whose product is annotated as cyclin-H. Gene Ontology annotation, biological process: regulation of cyclin-dependent protein serine/threonine kinase activity; DNA-templated transcription; regulation of transcription by RNA polymerase II. The record is from RefSeq and is a predicted model, not a curated record. The coding region runs from base 236 to 1228 and encodes 330 amino acids. Gene Ontology annotation, molecular function: cyclin-dependent protein serine/threonine kinase regulator activity. The transcript is spliced from 8 exons. Lineage: Eukaryota; Metazoa; Arthropoda; Insecta; Hemiptera; Delphacidae. Gene Ontology annotation, cellular component: nucleus; transcription factor TFIIK complex.